Effrenium voratum is the source of this 1656-nucleotide messenger RNA. The record is from the annotation of a GenBank genome assembly. Lineage: Eukaryota; Dinophyceae; Suessiales; Symbiodiniaceae.
GCAACCUUUCCCCGGGCCAGUUUCCACAGAAAGUCUCACGAUUGACCAUGUCGUUCACCGUCAGCGUUGCCCUACUGAGCGGCCACUUGGCGAACGUGGAGGUGUUGCCUUCGCAGUCUGUCGAGGAACUCAAGCGCGCUGCAGCACAGGUCCUUGGCCGGCCGCUGACUGCGUUGGCUUUCCAAGGGCGCCGGCUUUUAAGAGGAGACACCUUGAAGGACCUUGGUCUGCAAGAUGGUGGAGUGGUCAGCGCCGUUGUGAGGCAGCCAGGCUCGGUGCUGUGCGGGCACCGCCGCUCCGGCGCCUUCGCCGCGCUGAAGAAGGACGGCCUCGUGGCCACCUGGGGCCACCCGGACUGCGGGGGCGACAGCCGCAACGUCCAGGAGAAGCUCGUCAAUGUGAGUCAGCUGUACGCAUCUAGCUGCGCCUUUGCUGCCAUCAAUGAGGAGGGCGAAGUGAUUGCCUGGGGAGAUCCGGCCUAUGGCGGCGACUGCCAGUCUGUUGCAAGCGAACUGACGGGGCAUGUGCAGCACAUCCACGCCUCUCAACGUGCCUUCGCCGCAGUCAGGACGGACGGGCGCGUGGUGGCCUGGGGCUCCGGCCUCUGCGGCGGGGACUGCAGCGCCGUGCAGGCGCAGCUCUACCAGGUCAAGAGCUUGGUAGCCACGCACCGGGCCUUUGCAGCACUGCGCUAUGACGGAGCAGUCAUCACCUGGGGCCAUGCUCAGUGCGGCGGCGACAGCACCGCAGUAAAGAGCCAGCUCGUUGAUGUGCAGGAGGUCUAUGCCACUGAGACGGCCUUUGCUGCUUUGAGGAGCGAUGGCAAAGUGGUUGCCUGGGGCGAUGUGCUGUGCGGCGGGGAGGUUGGCAGCGCGCGCGACCGGCUUGACAAUGUGUCUGCCAUCUAUACGUCCAACAAAGCCUUUGCCGCUGUCAAGUACGAUGGCACUGUGGUGACGUGGGGCAAGGCCAUCUCCGGUGGGGACUGCAGCGCUGUUCAGGACAAGCUGGUGGAUGUGCAGCACAUCUACUGCGGCCAUGCUAUGGCCGCCUUGCGCGGUGAUGGCUCCGUGGUGACCUGGGGCCACAGCCAGUUCGGGGGCGACAGUCGGGACGUGCAGGACCAGCUCUUGGACGUCCAGCAGAUUUUCGCCACCGACGCGGCCUUUGCGGCGUUGAAGACCGACGGCUCGGUGGUCAGCUGGGGCCAUGGGGAGUAUGGUGGGGACAGCAGCAAGAUCCAGGACCAGCUCACAGCCAUCCAGAGCAUCCAGGCAACCUCCGCAGCCUUCGCAGCCUUGCGGCAAGAUGGCACGGUGCUCACCUGGGGUUUGGCCCACAAAGGUGGCGACAGCUCUUCCGUGCAGGACCAGCUGCAGAACGUGGAAGAGAUCGCCAGCUCCUACGGAGCUUUCGCUGCUCUCCGGAGCGAUGGCGUGGUCGUCACCUGGGGCGACGCCAACUAUGGUGGUGACAGCGCACCGGUGCAACCGUUGGUCGUGGAGAAGUUCUGAAGGGGGUGCGCCUUUGGGCUUUGGAGAACCUGAUGAGGCCACUUUGUUCCCAGAUGUUUCCGCACUUGUCCCUAAAAUCGCUUAGCAUUUUCACAAUGUGUGAACAGUCUUGGCAAGUCUCAUAGGGCCUCCUCUUUGGGGA